AUGGGGGUAGAGCUAGCCCCUGUCACCGCCCUCCUUGACAAGACUCAUCCUACCCUGGCCAGACCGCGGGAUCUGAACAAUUAUACCUUGGGAGAAAUAGCCGGACAUAACAUUGUGAUUGCUGCUCUACCAGAGAUUGGGAGGAACGCGGCGGCGGUAGUGACCACCCAACUGCUGAACGACUUUCCCUCAAUUCGAUUUGGACUACUGGUGGGUAUCGGUGGGGCUGUGCCUGACAUCGAGAACGACAUCGAUAUUCGUCUGGGAGAUGUUGUUGUAAGCAAGCCAACUAAGAGCACGGGAGGAGUAGUGCAAUAUGACAUGGGUAAAGAAGUACCUCAAGGAUUUGAGCGAAUUGGAAUGCUAGAUAAACCACCACGAAUCUUACGGACCGCUGUACAGCAGCUAGUGGCGCGUCAUGAGCUUGAGGAUAGCCUCAUUUGUCAAUUCCUGGGACAGAUUGGGAACAAGUAUCCCAAGAUGGUCAACAAGUACUGUACUGCACCGGAGGAACAAGAUCAACUGUUUGAGACGUCCUAUGAUCAUCGAGGUAGUAAGACAUGUUCGCAUUGCGACAAUUCGAAGACUGUAUACCGACCGCCUCGAUCAACAUUGGGGCCCUUGGUCCAUUACGGUACAAUAGGAUCGGCGAAUCGCGUGCUCAAGAAUGCAAUUGAGCGAGAAAAGCUGAAGUCUGGUGAUUUGGAUAUUAUAUGCGUCGAGAUGGAGGCAGCUGGACUGAUGGACUCGUUCCCCUGUCUAGUCAUUCGAGGGAUAUGUGAUUAUGCCGACUCCCACAAGAACAAAAGAUGGCAGCCCUACGCUGCCGCUGUGGCCGCCGCGUAUAUGAAGGAGCUGCUUUCGAACAUUCGAUCAAAGGAGGUUGUCAAAGUGUCCCCUGCUGCCGACGCGGUCAGCAUCCGAGAUGUUCCUAGGCACAGUCCUUCUAGGGACUUUCUUGAUAACAUAGCUGCAGAAGCCGUGCUUGCACCAGAAGAAGUGCGGGCCCAGUCAGGGAGCCGGUUUGAUGACCGACUUAGGCUGUCAUCCUCUGCACCCAAAUCUGAGCCACCAGCCUCCUCGACCCGCACCGCUAUUGGAGAAGCUUCGAACAGCGCGAGCAAUCCACGAUCCUUGGCAGAGCUCACGUACAGGUCCGUAGGGCCGGAACUAUCUUCGCACGGUUGGUGGCAGAGGACAGUGUUGUAUUCGUGGGUCCCGGGGGGGGAGGAGAAGGCGAAGCAUCAACAAUUGCUCGAAAACGCCAACAUGGAAGGAAGUCCACAGUGGUGGGUCAAAAUACUUGAUCCCAAUCGCUACCCCUCGGAAACAGAUCUCAGAAACUUGGACAUCAGUCUACGGCGAACACCACCUCAUUUUCUGGUCAAGUUUGUCCAAUUAUCGGGUGUAGAUCGACUAUCAGAUCUCAUCAACGACUUCAUUUCAUAUUGGACUUCAUCCACCUCAUUUUUCUCAACCUUUCCAAUCUCCGACCGUGGGCGUGAUGUUUUUGAAUGUCUCGACGCUUUGAUAAGCCACAAGACUGGCUUGGAUGCUGCUCUGAAGGAUACAACGUUGGCUCGACGACUAUUUACUUGCUUGAUUCCAAGGUACGAUGCCAGAAUGAUUAAGAAAAUCCCCUUCAUCCCAAGCCCAGCUACGAAACUGCUAGCUACCGAGUUGUUAAUAUCACUUUGUGCUGGAGAGAUCGAGGCUGGCUAUAGUGUAGUAUUGAAAGCUAUGGGUCUCGUUGGAAGUGUUACUGUGCGCAACCUAGGUCUUGUUGCGUGGCUGAAAACCGUCCGACACGAAGUUCAUUGGAAGGCCCAGAUGAGUCUCGAUUCCCAUACUCUCGAAUACGCAGCUGCAACAGUUCGAUUGAUCAAUGCGCUGGUUGCCUGUCCAGGAACGGAUCUGCAUUCAAGAUGUCUCAUUCGUGGUCACUUUCAAGCCAGUGGUCUCAACGAAAUUUUGACGAAACUAGAUGAAUUCAUCCAUAACGAAUUGUGGCAAGAAAUUAGGAAGUUCCGUGAAAGCGAGAAACGCGAUGCAGAGGAGCUUCUGCGCCGCCAAUCACAAGAAGACUUGCCUGCUUAG
This is a messenger RNA of Exophiala bonariae, 2097 nucleotides long. RefSeq lists its product as uncharacterized. Lineage: Eukaryota; Fungi; Ascomycota; Eurotiomycetes; Chaetothyriales; Herpotrichiellaceae. The transcript is spliced from 2 exons. Bases 1 to 2097 code for a protein of 698 amino acids. Gene Ontology annotation, biological process: actin cytoskeleton organization; nucleoside metabolic process. The record is from RefSeq and is a predicted model, not a curated record. Gene Ontology annotation, molecular function: actin binding; catalytic activity; small GTPase binding.